AUAGGGGGACGUCAUCCCUCUAUAGGCAGGGUGUAAAAUGGCAGCAAACACCACAGGGCUUGCAGGAGAGUACUCUAUCUACAAGCGUGUUGUUAAAGCCUGACUGGUUCCUGUCAGGUCAAUUCAGAAGCCAGAGGGGAACACUGAUGACUGGUCCAAAAGAAAAGAAAAGAAAAAAAGGAGAAAGAAAAAUCUGAGGGACCCUGGGCCCCCAGUUGCAGGAGGACUGACCCCAGGUCGUCCAAACACAAUUUCAGCUAAGAGAAGCAAUCCAGAGAUGAAAGUCAGCAAAGGGCUCAACCACAGCCAUGAAGGCCGUGGGUGGGGGCUGUCCCCCCAUUUCUAGGAACACCAGAAGAUUUGCGGGAGCUCAAUGGUCAAUUCCUCCAGUUCAGAGAGAAACAGUUAAGCUGACCAGAAUGGGGGAAUUCACCAAUUGAAGACGGUGGUGUGCAUAGAGAUCACGCUCAGGCAGAUGGGACACGUGGUUGUUAUGGAAAAAAUACCGGGGUCUGGAUCCCGACCCCAGGAGAGGGGCUCGGGGAAGGAGAGCCUCCGAGUUUCAGCACCAAUGAGAUUACCUGAUGCGAGUAAGAAGGAAACACAGAACACAAGCCCACUCAGGAGUUUAUUAGAAGGGGUGUGUUCAGGCCUGGGAAAGUCAGUGUGCAGAGAGAGAACUGAAGAUGGUACCUCCAGCUUUUAAGGGCUGCAUAGCGCAUGCGCAAAGGGGGAUGGCGUGGUUACAUCAUACACAGAUGGAGCUCACGCAUGUUCGCAAGGGCUCACACAGCUGGGUCAUACUAGAUGAUGCAACCAUGUUGCACGUGGGUUACGGGGGUCCUUUAAGAUUCCCGGGGCCUCUAGGCACUUCUGCCCGGGGACUUGUCUGCACAUGCAUGGCCCUGGAACCUGGAAGUGAAUCACUACAGUGGGAACUUAGGCAAACAUCUCAUCCUUCCAUCCUCACGGAGUUCUUGUAACAUAGGGUACACUGCACAGGAAACACACUGAAGGGUCGUGUCCAAGGUCACAUACACUAAAGGAGAUGUGAGUGUCGUAACUGACUUUAGACACUGCUUUCACCACGUCCCUGUGGGCUAAAAACGCCUACGGACACAGCAGGGCCGUGUUGACACUCGCAGGCAGCUAAACGCCGAGAAUCCUUCCUAAUUUCACGUGGUCAUUUAUCCCAAAAUACUCACUGCGCACCUCUUAUGUGACAAGGGGACCCGAGGCCCACAGCCGAGGGCUGGGUGGGGAGUGAGAGGGCCGCAGGUGACAGACCCGGGCGGCACAGGGACAGGAGAGGACAGUCCCGCUUCUCGCCGCCGCCACCAGAGGGCGCUCGCCGCGCCACCCCGCGUCGUGGCCACCUGACCCCGCCCGAGCCAGGCGCCCUAGGCGCCGCAGAGGUCAAGGGCAGCGCCCGCGAGCCCCGGGGCCCUAGGGACAGCACGGGCGCCCUGGGCCCCUCAAGGAGAAGGCGUCCUCGGGCUCACAAACGCUCCCUCCUCGGGACGGCCGGCUUCCGGUCCUGCCAGCGGAAGCGGCGCCGCGUCCAAUCGGGUCCUUCUGCCCUUUCCAGGCUCGCGCGCGGGGGGCGCCCCGCAGCACUGGGGAUCGGCGCGCGCGCACUGCGGCGUGCACUCUGACCCGGAGACGACCCCUCCCUCGGCGUGAACAUGGCGCUGUCCAGGGUGUGCUGGUCUCGGGCUGCUCUGUGGGGCUCUGCCGUCGCCCCUGGACCCUUUGUCACCCGGCGGCUGCAGCUGGGUCGCUCUGGUUCUGCGUGGCGGGCCCCUCGGUCUUCAAAGCUUCAUCUCUCUCCCAAGGCAGACGUGAAGAAUUUGAUUUCUUACGUGGUGACCAAGACAAGAGCGAUUAAUGGAACAUACCAUCGUUUCUUGGGUCGUCAUUUCCCCCGCUUCUAUGCCUUAUACACAGUCUUCAUGAAAGGAAUACAGAUGUUAUGGGCUGAUGCCAAAAAGGCUAGAAGAAUAAAGGCAAAUAUGUGGAAGCACAAUGUAAAGUUUCAUCAACUUUCUUACCGGGAGAUGGAGCAUUUGAGACAGUUCCGUCGCGAUGUCACCAAGUGUCUUUUCGUAGGUGUCAUUUCCAUCCCACCCUUUGCCAACUACUUGGUCUUCCUGCUAAUGUAUCUGUUUCCUAGGCAACUGCUUGUCAAGCAUUUCUGGACCCCCAAACAACAAAUUGAUUUCUUAGACAUAUAUCACAGUCUCCGGAAGCAGUCCCACUCAGAAAUCAUUGCUUAUCUAGAAAGGGCCAGCGCACUGGUUUCUGAUGAGAGGCUUCGCUGGCAUCUGACAGACGUGUGCACCAAGGUGCAGAACGGUACCCACCCAACAGCCCAUGACAUCCUGGCUCUCAGAGAAUGCUUCUCAACUUAUCCCCUGGGCUUGAAUCAACUCCAGGCUCUGCAAAUGAAAGCCUUGAGCCGGGCCCUGCUCCUUACGCCUUACCUGCCUCCGCCCUUGUUGAGAUGGCGCCUAAAGAGUCAUACCACAGUGAUUCACCAGCUGGACAGGGCUCUGGCAAAGCUGGGGAUUGGCCAGCUGACUGCUCAGGAGGUGAAAUCGGCUUGCUAUCUUCGUGGCUUGAAUUCUACCCACAUUGCUGAUGACAGGUGUCGGGCUUGGCUGGGAGAAUGGUUGCAGAUUUCCUGCAGCCUAAAAGAAGCUGAGCUGUCCCUCUUGCUGCACAACGUGGUCCUGCUUUCCACCAACUACCUUGAGACCAGGCGCUGAGUGAACCAUGGAGAGAAUGACACUGUCCUGCAGUCACAUAGUAUUGUAGUGUGGGACCAGGCCGCACUUGGCAGCAGUCUGCACUUAGUGUGGGAGGCAGAGGAGCAGGUUCCAUGGGCUUUGAAGCACGCUACCCAUCUGGGAGGCACGACAUUCCCUCACAGCUUGAACUAAACCGCGUGUGCUGCCAUCCCGCCAUGCUAACCAGGAGCUGGCAAGCACCUCUGGUACUGGACGUUUAUUGUGAUGUGAUGUUUAGGUCCUGUUAACAGUUUUUGCCCAGAUGGGAACCAUCUGACCCAAAAUCCAUGACUGCCAUGGUUUCUUCUUACACUUUUAUUUUUUCUGACAUGUCUAUGUUGCCCAGGCUGGCUUCAAAUUUCUGUGCUCAAGGGAUCCUCCCACCUCAGGCUUCUGGGUGCUGGGACUCAGGUCUCUAGCACACUGGCCUCACUGCCACACUCUUUAUAGCCGUGAGGGGUUUUUGUGACAGUCUCAUGCAACUGAUGACCGUGAGCUCCUGGUCUUCCCGCUCCCACCUCCCAGGGCUGGGAUACAGGAUGAAGUACCACACAAAGCCUGUGAGGCCUUAGGAACCGACCAAGGGCUUUGUUGUGCCAGGCAAGCGCUCUCCACCCAGGCUUUCUGGGUGCCACCUAGACUGGAGCACUAACACCUGGGUCCGCACCUUGACACCCUGCCAGUCUUUUCCUCGCCCCUUUUCUUUUUUGGCCUUUUUGAGACAGAGUCUCACUGAAUAGCCCAGGCUGGCCUGGAGUUCACUAUAUAGCCCAGGUUGGCUUUCAGUUCCUGGCAAUCCUGAAAAUUCUGCCACAGCCUCCUGGGUACGAGGAUUACAGGCGUGAGCCACUUUUUGAUGUGACCAAAAGUAGAGACACUUUCCCCUUCACUGGCACGGACUGUUCACCUUCUUCCUGUUCCUAUUCUCUCAACACAUGCUUUUCUUUGUUUUGUUAUUUUUAUUUUUUGUUUGCUUUUAAGGGAACAUUCUAAAGGAGGUGAAAAGCUAAAGGGUGGCCGCUUGGCCCCUCCCUCCGGUGUCUUAAUUUUCAGGCUGUCGCAGUCCCUGAGGACCUUAUGUGUUUGCUACCUCCACUGUGUUGCACUAAACCAUCUGUAGCCAGCAGUGGCUGCCUUCUUUAGGUCAUGGGUCGUAAGAUACUUACUACUGCCUAGUCCUGGGAGACCAGGAGAUCUGCAUCAAGAUAGUGAGCUGGGUUUGGCUGUCGUGUGUACAUCUGUAACUUACUGUAAAUGCAUGAAGCAUUGUUUUUAAGCCCAAGUAAAGACUG
Messenger RNA from Microtus ochrogaster (prairie vole), 4081 nucleotides. RefSeq names its product LETM1 domain containing 1 (gene Letmd1). NCBI's taxonomy places the organism in Eukaryota, Metazoa, Chordata, Mammalia, Rodentia, Cricetidae. The record is from RefSeq and is a predicted model, not a curated record. Gene Ontology annotation, molecular function: ribosome binding. Gene Ontology annotation, cellular component: mitochondrial inner membrane. Gene Ontology annotation, biological process: intracellular monoatomic cation homeostasis.